Adineta steineri is the source of this 2313-nucleotide messenger RNA. The record is from the annotation of a GenBank genome assembly. Lineage: Eukaryota; Metazoa; Rotifera; Eurotatoria; Adinetida; Adinetidae.
AUGCAAGACUCGUUUGCGGAUAAAAUUUAUAUUGAUACUGUGACGAUUUUUGAAGAUUUAUCAAAUGAAUUACUAUUUAAUAUAUUCGAAUAUUUUGAUGCCUAUCAACUUCAUUUAACUUUCAGACAAUUGAACCAUCGUUUCAAUUCUUUACUUACUAAAGUUCGCGUCCAUUUUGAUCUUGAUCCUAUUCCAUUAAAUGAAUUUUUUUCAUUUGUUCUCUCACUCAAUCAUCAUCAAAUUCUAUCGUUUACCUCACGAAAAUUAGAAAAGACACGUUCGUGGCUGUUUGAUAACGAUGAAGUCUUGCAGCAAUUUUCUAAAAUUUCUGCACUUACUCUGUUCGAUGUAACUUAUGGAGUUAUUAAUCGACUGCAUGAACGUCUUCCUAGCUUGAAGAGUACACUUAUCUAUGUGAACGUUGCCGAUACAACAAGAACAACCAUAAAUGGUCAUAAAAAUGAGCAUAUUUACUUCAAACAUUGGUGUCCAACACAUGAGUUUUGUUCGGAUAAAUUUUUUUCUCUUCGUUAUUUGAUCAUGGAUACCGAUUACAACCAUCAAGCAUUCGGAUUGUUAACUCCAACAAUAUCAACAAUCACAUAUUUUAAGCUAGGCUACAUUUAUUCUAUUAUUUGGCUUCUUCAUCUCUUUCGUUAUUCACCGCAACUAAAAGUAUUACAUGUAGAACAGUUCGUCGGUGUGUUAGAUGAUGAUGAUCGUCAAAAUCGUUAUCCAAGCAAAAACCCAAUCAUAUUUCCAUGUGCUCUCAAUAUGCAUAUUGUUGUUCUUAGGAAUUGUUAUUGUGAACCAAUUUCUAUUGAAUAUAUUCUUCGUGCAUGUCCAUAUCUAAAACAAUUCUAUUCAAAUUCUCCAUUGGAUUAUUCUAAUUAUGAUGACAAGAUUCGAAAACAGCUAUGUGAUCCCAUCUUUUGGCAAUCAAUGAUUGAUCAAUGGGGACAACAUUUAAUUAAUCUAAAUAUAACUAUCAAAGGUGAUGAAUCGUUUAUAAAUGAAGAUCUUACUAGUGCUUUCUGGCAACUUAGAUCUUGGCAAGUGAAAACCUUACAUUCGCCACCUUACUUCAUUAUUAGGACUAACGGGAAAAUUCUCGACAGUUCUUUGUUAUCUACAAUAUAAAUAUUAAAAAAACAAUUUUUACAAAUUCUGAAUGUUGAACAUAUCUUUUAUCAGACGUAUCUUGACGAUGUAGGUGCAUAUCCAUGGGCGGCGCACCAGCAAGCAACGGGCCAGCAAUUGCAUCCCCUAAGAAAAAUUUGGGGAUGCAAUAAAUUUUUAUUGCGUCCUGAAAUUUUUUGUGCUUUUUUCGUAUAUUAGAGAAAAACUGUCUAAUUCAGUACACAUAUUUAAUACAAUCUCGUAGUUAAUAUACAAGUGUUGAUCAAUGUUGUCUUAUGAAUCUAUAUUUUGUUAUUUUGAUGGAUAUAUUCUAGACAGUACAUAUCCGACACGAAAUCGUUUAAGUAAUACAUAAUCAUUUUUAUAAUUUUUGACACCCUCCUUUCAGAGCAAAAACUAUUCAAAGCCUCACAUUUGACCAACACUACUAAUGUAGCCUUAGAUUAAGUCUCGACUUUUUAAAAUUGUGUGCUGAUACUUAAAUGAUCCUUAUCUAUUUUCAUUGACAGAAUCGAAGUUAUAUUAAAUAGCAAAUAAUUGGUGGAGCAUAAUGACAACUCUUUUUCUGCUGCUUGUUUUCAAUAAAAUUGAGUUUUUCAUUGUUUGUUUUUCGUGAAAUUUAAUUUAUUUCAAAAUGUUUUUUUUUCUUCGUCUUUUCUGGAUAUAAAAUCGACUACAACUGAACAAGAAUGAUUAUCAUCUUUAGCAUUAAUAAAUAUAGAAAAAGUUUAUCAAAUCGAUAUUGAUCCUGUUGUAGCCGAUUUUAUAUCAAAAAAAGAUGAAAGAAAAAAAAUAUUUUAAAAUUAAAUAAAAGAAUUGUAUAUUUUUCUUGAACAAAAAUUUUUUUUUUCUACUAUUAAUACAUAUUCACGAACACUUAUAAUUAUAACUAUUCGAAGAGUUAAAAAUGAAAGAAGAUUCUUAUAUCUAUAGCUCUUUCAAAAAGAAGCAGCUUUUAAAAUAUUCGGAAAACUUUUAUGUGAGUAUCAAGUCUCACACCCAAUGAUCAGUGGACGAAGACAGUUAGAAAGGCGAACACGAGUCUUUACUAACUCGUUCUGAGUAAAUUUGUUCUCAAGAAAAAACGUUAGCUUGUUAUAAGACUCUUAAUUUAUCCUCUGAUGAAUUAGUAUGCAAGCUUUCAGCGAUAUGAGUUUGAAAAAUUAACCCUUU